AUGGUCUUGUCUCCGAUCCUGCUUCCGUCCACGCCCCCAUCAUACCCUGAGCUUCACUUGAGAGAGCUUUGUCCGCUCUUCUACCGGCGGGAUGAAGCUCCGAUUCUCGCCAUCUGUGCUCUCGGCCAGAUAUAUUCAAGCUGCACUUCUGCUCAAGCAUCAUCGGUUCUGAUCAAGCGACUUCACCCUCUAGACCAUCGAUGCAUCUCGACACUAUGUAACCCGCUCAUCGUCCCCGCCGCCGGCCACGGGACUCCCACGCCUUCAUGGCCUCGCAGACUAUACGGGACAUCAUCCCCGCAAGCCAGCAGCGCGCAAACGACGCAACCAGCCCCUGAAACCUGCGUCCCUCCCACCCCGCUGUCCGACCAGAUCCGCCUCCUCAUGCGCCGCGUCCCAUACCCCGUCGCCAUCAUCACAGCCACAGACCCGCACGGCCCCGUCGACCAGGCCUUCCGCGGCAUGACCGUCUCCUCCUUCAACACCGUCACCCUGCACCCGGAACCCGUCGUCUCGUUCAACGUGCGCCGCCCGUCCGAGACCCUCGCCGCCCUACAAUCCUCCCGCCGCUUCCUCGUCCACCUCCUCGCCCCGACGCCGGCCACCGCCUCCCUCGCCCGCGACUUCUCCCGCGGGAACCACAACCUCGCCCUCCUGGCCGGCGAGGGCGACUUCGAGUUCGCGCCGCAUGUUCCAACAGCGGCGGCCGUAGACGCAGACGCAUGCGAUCGCGCCCUCCCGAUUCUCCGCCGGAGACCCGCGAGUGUCUUGGCUUCAGCCUCCACCUCAGAUGCAGACCCAGUCCAGGAAGAUUUCCCGUUCGUCUUCGAAUGCAGACUCAACCCGCAGAGCGUCGAGGUCCACGACCACACGAUUGUCGUGGGGACGGUCGUGCGCGCGCUCUCGCCGCAUGUGCACGGCUCGGAGGUCGAGAAGCCCGGGGCCGGCUUUUCGGCGAAGGAGCUGUGUCUGACGUAUGCGAAUACGCGGUUCUGGGGGAUGGGGCAUGAGAUAUGA
Molecule: messenger RNA, 1017 nt
Organism: Aspergillus clavatus NRRL 1
Lineage: Eukaryota; Fungi; Ascomycota; Eurotiomycetes; Eurotiales; Aspergillaceae
Product: flavin reductase family protein
Exons: 2
Coding region: 1-1017 (338 amino acids)
Molecular function (GO): FMN binding; riboflavin reductase (NADPH) activity
Source: RefSeq, a predicted model, not a curated record